This is a messenger RNA of Nicotiana tabacum (common tobacco), 405 nucleotides long. NCBI's taxonomy places the organism in Eukaryota, Viridiplantae, Streptophyta, Magnoliopsida, Solanales, Solanaceae. The record is from RefSeq and is a predicted model, not a curated record.
AUGGUAUGUACUCCUUGCUCUCUUUGCCAAAAUAGCACUUGCUCGGAUGUUUACGAACUCAUGCCUCACGGAACGCUUCACGACCACCUUCACGGCGGUCUUUCUCGUCUGAGCUGGAACCUUAGGCUGAAGAUUAUGAUGCAGGCUGCAAAGGGGCUCGAGUACCUUCACAAGGAAGUUUUUCCUCCUAUUACGCACCGUGAUGUGAAGAGUUCGAACAUUCUCUUGGACGCUGAUUGGGGAGCUCGUAUUGCAGAUUUUGGAUUGCUUACACCUAAUGGGAAGGAUCUUAACGGAGAUGUGACAACUGAUGUCUAUAACUUUGGGAUCGUGCUUCUAGAGAUUCUUAGUGGAAGAAAAGCUUAUGACCAGGAUUGCACACAUCCAAGUAUUAUUAUCUGUUAA